Molecule: messenger RNA, 1336 nt
Organism: Paramacrobiotus metropolitanus
Lineage: Eukaryota; Metazoa; Tardigrada; Eutardigrada; Parachela; Macrobiotidae
Exons: 3
Coding region: 153-992 (279 amino acids)
Source: RefSeq, a predicted model, not a curated record
AGCCUGCAAAACUCAAAAGGCAAUUUGAUUUCGAAUUCACAAGUUUUCGGUUUUCUCUUUUAAUUUUCUCUUGGUCUGGAAAAGAAACUGUUUCUGCUGAUAUAAGUAAUAAUAUUUCUUCUGUGCCGUUGAAGCCAAUCGGUUGCGCAGAAAUGUCUAAUGUACCAAUCUUCGAAAAAACGUACCGCGGUGGCGAUGUGAUGAUCCUGGAAGGCUACGAAUACUUGUCUGAUCGACGAAGGAACUCAUCGUCAACAAACGAUCAAGUCUGGCGUUGUCGUAGUUUGAAUACCUGCACGACGCGGCUACAUCUGAGCGGCGACAUUGGCACGCUGAACAAGUUGCACAAUCACGCACCUCAGCGGCCACAACUGGAGAACAGUUCGCCAGCGAACGUGAAGAAGCGCCAUCGGGAAGUGAUAGACGCCAACAUGAUGUCGCGGGCUCGCUCGGAACAUCCACAGCAACGCGCACAUCUGGGAUUGCUGCCGCGCGCGGUCUCCGUUAAUCAGAAAAUGCAGUCGGGUUCGUCGAUUCGCUAUACAUGCGAUCAGUCAGAAUUGCGUCCAAAGCCCAAGAAAAACACAGCCAAAAAGCCUAAAACUGAAACGGCAAAAAAGCCGAAGGGAGAAGCGGAGAUUCCUGCUGCGGCAUUCGCCUCCGACUACGAUGACCAGCAGAUGUACGCGCCUGCUCUCCCGCAAACCAUCAUGCACCGUUCGGCCAACCGGGAAAGCGAACGGGAGUAUGCAGACGCCUGGUCGCGGCCGGAACGCAGCCACAGCACAACUGCGGACGCCCGUGUCAAAGGCAGCUCAUCGGGAUCGAAUACGGCGCCGGCCGAAGAAAAAUUCGUGCAUUAUAUCUCGGCACUUCUGAAAAUGUUCUCAGCCAAGAAAAAACGCCGGUAUAUGCAGGCCAUUCGCAAGACCAUUAUCAAAUUGGAUAUGGAAUUCGUCGAUGAUGAUUCGGAUAUCGAAAUGCUGGAAUAGCAGACAUUAUGGUGUUAGCAGCGUUCCGCUGCAGUGUUUCUCUCGCUCAGGGGUACCGUUACGCUAAUCAAUCUGGAUUUGAUGUGUUUCGUUAGUUUAUUGAUACGGUGCCGCAUUUCUGUGUUGAGACGAUAUGGAUCUGCAGGAAGAUUGGAAUAGAUUUUGUUUUUGUACAUGCUGAGAUUUAUGACGUUUACAUGAUGAGUUUCAUUCACAUUACUAGAGACGCUUAUAAUAACCGGAAGUCCAUAACUUCUUGCAGUAAUGUAAUCAUGAAACUUUGUUUCUUUCAUGUACGAGUAGUCUAGUAAACUUGUAGGUACUCGCAACCAGCAUUAAACAAA